AGCACUAUAGAAGCAAUUGCUCUGCUCAGUUAUCCGCAUUACCUCAGUUUAGAUUCACAAGCAUCAAGCGACGAGUUAUCAACGAAAUGUCUCUUCCAGAAGAACUUAAGAACGAGUGCACCGCUGCGUUCGAAAUAUUCACCAAAGAUUCUACCGAUGGUAAACUGGGUGCUGAUGAACUUGGAAAAGUCAUGAGAAUGUUAGGACAAUCACCAAGCGACGAUGAGGUCCAGGAAAUCAUCCGUGACUUUGCUGAAGGUGAUACACUGGCGUUGGAUGAAUUUCUUGAUUUUAUGGCAAAGCAGUUGAAUGGUGGGCAAGACAAACGCGAAGAAGAUUUGAGCAAAGAAUUUAAAUUACUUCUGAAAGAAACCUUCCGUUGGUAUGACACUGACGCCGAUGGUAUUAUCAGCUGGAGUGAACUUAAGACGGCGCUAAAGAACACUGGAGAGAAAAUCGAAGAUUGGGAAAUCGAUGAACUCAUGAAGGACGGAGAUGAAAACAUGGAUAAACAUAUUGAUUUUGAUGAAUGGAUCAACAUGAUGAAGGAAUUGGAAGGCCAAAUACAAUGCUAAUGUUUCGCUGUAAAUACCAUGCAUUUCACAGUGUUUUGCACAAUUUUGUUUUGAGUAAUGUUCAUUACAAUAAACUUAAAACGUAUACGUUUUAUUGAACAAUGCGUCAAUAGAUUUAAACUAAUCUCAACGUGAACGAAAAUAUCAACAGAAAUAAAUAGUUGGAAUGGUUACAAAAUAAAACAAAACUUUAAAAUAAA
Ciona intestinalis (vase tunicate) is the source of this 775-nucleotide messenger RNA. RefSeq names its product troponin C, body wall muscle. Lineage: Eukaryota; Metazoa; Chordata; Ascidiacea; Phlebobranchia; Cionidae. The record is from RefSeq and is a predicted model, not a curated record. Gene Ontology annotation, molecular function: calcium ion binding. Gene Ontology annotation, cellular component: myosin II complex.